Messenger RNA from Pocillopora meandrina, 9945 nucleotides. NCBI's taxonomy places the organism in Eukaryota, Metazoa, Cnidaria, Anthozoa, Scleractinia, Pocilloporidae. The record is from the annotation of a GenBank genome assembly.
CUGGAUUUUGUUCAGGCCUUAAGAGGGGUGGGAGUCAACAAUUUUUAUUGUGGUUUGAAACAGAUUCAUGGGUUCGAGGGUUAUGUUUCGAACCACCCUCGGAAUUAUUGUAGACUUGCCGUCCCCUCUCUUCCCGAUGCUCUCUUAUGUCUGACCGUUCUGAACCCAUGGCGCUACUUUAUGAAGUUUCAAUCAUGAGUUUGUAAGAGUAUUUAUGUCCAUCUAAACCAAAUUGACAGAUCUAGAAGCUAAUAAGAAUUUGAACUAUUAGCAAACUUACAAUCGCCCGAGGUUAAAAUAUAAGAUACAUGGAAAUCAGAGAGAUAAUCUUUGGAGGUCAUGAAAAGUGUUUUUCUCACUGUAGUAUGUAAAAGAAAAAACAGCAUAAAAAGGGGAAAUCGGAUUACAUGGGUAAGAAACGUUAAACGUUGAUUAAAAAAAAAUGUAAAAGGACUCGAAAACUGACGCCAAAAAAAUCACAAAGGAGUAUAGAAGUGCAAGAUGACCUUAGCACCUAGCAAGCCACUGCUGAACAACUCGCAUAUGAAACGAUAACCUAGAGAGGCACAUGUGUCAAAGACAGUCUCCUUGAGGCAAAAUUUUGAUGGAUUUUACGUUGCAUUCGUAACAGCACCACUGUAGGUCGAGAAAAAGAGUUGUCAUGUUUUGACAAGCGAAUUUAUGACAGGAAAUUGAAGUGUUUUCACCUAUUAAGUAUCAGCCGAGUACCCACCAUCGAAAGGUAUGUGCGUUUGGCUACGAAACAAGCCAGUUACUUAUUCUAUCAUCCUAAAGUGGUUUUGAUUAAAAAAUAAUGGGAAUCACGACGAGUCUGGUUUAUCAAAAUAAGCACCCACUCGAAAUAUUGGUAAUGAGUUUUACAUAUACGUAAUCCCUUGCGUCAGAUGUCGGUUGAAAUCAACUUAUUUCAGCCAGUGGCAGUGAAAGGGAAACGUCAUAAUGGAAAUACAGUGAGAGAGGUUUUUUUAUACAUAAUGAUAUGCUCUUUUAAGGUUAAAUAUGCGAUUGUUUCAAGGAAAAAAACAAGGUUGUUUUUUCCAACAGACGCGGGGCACAAAAUGUUUUACAUUGCCUCGUAAGAGGAGUAUUGAUUUCAAAGUCUCGCCUAGAAUUUUUUGCGGGGUGGUAAAUUUCUUGAAUACCGUUUGCAUCGAGUGAAAAACAUGUAUAAAGAGGCGAUGUGUCUCAUCAAGUAAUCCAGAGAGAACUGUCUUCGGUGAUACAGAAUUCCGUUGCCAAAGUUAUCCAACCAUCAGGUUUAUCAGCAGAAAUACAUUUACGAAAUAAUCUUUCAGAAUUCCAUACAUAUCCUUUGCCAAACACCUGCUGUGGAAGAAAGGAGUUUGCUGCGUUGAAUUUGCUUGGAACACCGGGAGGAAAGAGGAGUGAUUAUUUUUCCAAAGAUCAAGGUUAUAAACAAGGUAGCGUAGUGUAUCCAUACAGUAGUGUUCAGGUGUUUCAGGUCAGACGUGAUAAUGACUUUUGCGGUUUGUGCGUUUAAUUGUGGAAGGAAAUUAUUGUCGGACUGAUGCAGUCAACAACCGCUCAUGGUCAGAGUUUCGUGCGGUUACAAUUACACAGAUUCACCGGCUUCAAACGACACGAUUCGACGCGAUUCUGGUUGAGUUAAGAACGAUAAUUAACAAAAGUUCAAUAACGGAGUUUUAUAUGCUUCUUUCGCAAAACGCUAUUGAGUUCAAGCCUCCGAUUAAUAGAUUUAUUGCAUCCGAAGAUGUGUUGUAGGAUAUAUCAAUGCAUUUAUCUUUCACAAGAGUUCUGCUUCAGUCUACAAGACCUUCUUAGUGGUUUCGAGGGCUUUAUCGCAAACUGUUUACACUGAGAAAGUAUUUAGCGGUCUCAUCAUUCAUCAGAGCUAAGAAAUUCACCUGGGGCGCGCGCUUUUGAAUCACACUGAAAACGUGCCAAUUUCGAUUUAACUCACGUGUCGAAGUUCUGAUAUCUGGAGAUCAAAUAUGUCCUUUCCUUCAAAGUUUGUUUAUACACCUUUACGGCGAGGAUCCAUUUAUUUAAGGGAAUUAUCUGAUUCAAUUUUGAUCUCAAUGUUGUCAAUUCUACUAGAUCUUGAGAACGAGGCUUUUCUCAUUCACGUUCGCGGCUAAGCUCACGUUUUUCAGAUUAUAACCUGUCACAAUUUAUUUUUCUAUGACCAUUUAAAAUUUACCUAGAAUGAUGCUUUUGAUAUAAGUCAGAAAUUGUUGAAGUCUCUAUUGCGUAAUGAGAAUCAUUUGAAACUUGAAAGACAAAUACACUUGUCUGAUAAAACAACGUAUUUCCCCAACAAAAAUAUGUAGAUUUUUUCCGUGCCAAAACGUGUUAAGCAUUCACGUUUGGUUCAGUCGAUCAAUUUCUCAUCAGGCGCAUGUGAAAGCUAAAAAUAGUGAAAAUUUUUUUUACAAGCAUUCGAGAAUAGCUUAGUUCAUUUGAGGAAGCGCAACAUGUGAAGCCAGUUGACAGAUCAGAAUGUGCAGUCACUCAACAAAAUGUCCCAGGUUAGGGAGACGGGGGGGGAGGGGUGGGGGAGCGUCACUCGACAUACUGUCCCGUUUGGCGCUACAUUAUAUCGUUUAACUCGCAGAUAUCACCAAAGAGGGUACGAUUUCAGGGUUGUGAAUCUUCAACAGUACACAGUUUCAUUAUUAAUCGUCUUAAACCAGACGUCUGGUAUAGAGCUUCGGAUAGGCCCUUGAAUGGACUUUUGAAUGCUUCAGAGGCAUACCUCCUUGACCAACUUUUUUAGAAUUCCCUUCCCCUCCGGGCAUGCCCAGCAUGUUGUGUGGUAAUCACAGUAGAAAUUACCGAAGCGACAGUUGAGAUCCCCAAUUUCAAUAAAUAAUUCCACAAAAUACGGUUAAUUUUCACUUCAUGUUUAAAUUUCUAAGAGGAUUUCAAAGGAUAAUAACAUGAUUACAAACUUUCUCUGCGGGAGAAAAGUAAAUUCCAUAAUGGCAACUUGUUUUCAGCAAAACAAAAUGGUUUUGGAAAAAUAGAACAAUUCGUAAAGAUUCUUUGAGACGACUUCUAUAUCUCUGGAGGAUACGACCCCAGGUUCAAAAUCGGAGUUUGCAAAUUAUCCUCUUAAACUUCUGUUUGCUUUAAUCUUGAUGUCUGCGAAUAAUCUGUGAUAAAAUACAUCUACUGCGUAUAAGUAACAGUGGUCCUGAAAGAUGGAUCUCGAAAGCUACAAUAUUUUUCUUUACGCUUGGUUUUUUUUGUUUGCAGUCUCCCUACAAGAAUCAUUUCUUUGCUUGAUUUCCAUCCACAGCUCAAAUGAAACUUACGUCAUAACAAGUUGCUAAAAUAAAAAUAUAAAAAAAAGAAAUUCAAGAUUUGUAAAGUACAUAUCAGCGUAGAGCUUAAAAAAAUUUGGAGUCUGAAGAAAAAAUUAUUUCAUAGAUUCGGUGUAGUGAUGUGUGCGCAAGACCUCAAAGCAAAAUUGGCGAUGUGUGAUCAAUUGAAUUACCGGCCUUCGUGUGUUUGUACACAUGACUAAGCAAAUUGUACAGUGCUAAUAAACAGUUGAUGGAUUGCAAACAUGUGAGGCUUUCUCAGUCUUCAUAGGGGUUGAAAUAACCUUUCAAGAGUUACUUGAAUGAAAUCCUCCGCCUGUGGCGAACACAAGUGACGAAAUAUGCCAACUUUUCGACAGCGCUUUGACAAAGCCAAUGAUACUCUGGCAAACUGGUGUUUAUCUUUCAUCUUUGUUAAGUAAAACAGAAGGUCGAAUCCACUUAAGAUGUACUUGAAAUAACCCUGCUAAUCCUAUCAUGAAGCUAUUUUGGACUUGUUGUUGUCGUUUGUGUGGUUUCCAGCCACGGCUCUAUAAUUAUGUGGUUUACAAAGCAUCUGGUUCGAAACAUGAGCCAGAAAUGUAAUACCUUAAAAAGCCACUCUUCUGAAAGGGCGCGAGCGGAAAUUUUUCAAAAGGAUGUGGGAGGCUAGGGGGAAUUUCCUACACCGGGUCCUUAGGAAAAAUCCAGGAUGUUUCAUUACUGUUAAAUCCGGUUGUGGUGAGAAGAUCUCCCUUGAUUCCUCUCCAUCCUGGGAAAUGGUUUUCAUUUUGAGAAUUUUUAACCUCCGUGGGGCGAAUAUCAAAUCAAUCCUUUACUUCCUAACAUCAGGAUGCAUAUUCUCCAACUGUUCUCAAUGCAUUUCCUAAGAUGCUGAUAAGGAGAAUUUGUUUAUCAAUCAAGAGCUCAUUUGGUUUUUGAUCAUUUCUUUUAUUCUCGUGACAUUGAUAUGUGAUUCAGGGGUGAUUUUGUAAGGAGAAUUUUGAUACUUUGAAUUUUGUUAGUCUCCUCUUCCAAGAAUACCACCUUGGAAAGUUUAGGACCAGAACAACAGCGUUGACGAUUUGGAGAAUCAACUUUCAAAGGUUAUGAAAUCGCAAUUUUCUGGUGUCCAUUCCUACCUUGAUCAGUGUUUGGAAUUUCACCUUGAAAUGCGUUAAUAAAACUCAAAUGAGUACGGACGUGCAAGUAUUGUGAUUCGAGCCUCUAACAUUGGGCGUGUUUUUUCUGUGAUAAACGAUGAGUUAAGUGCCUUUUUCCCGGAAGGCUAGUUAUAUAAUGUAUUACUUACAAACGUGACUAGCCACUGCUAAAGGGAUUACAGCUAUCUAAGUGCUACGUCCUUUAAACAUGACGCUUUACUGAAAGGCAGCCAAUCACAAGAGGCACCGAUUUCUUAUCACUCGCAUAUAAAUUUUUAUAUCCACCUCGGCUAUUAGAUAAUUCUUUAAAUCUUGUAUUGCAUGGUCAGAUCGUGCAUUAUUUGGCGAGAUUUGCCAUUGAAAUAAGGCGCUCUGCAAAUCUUAGAGGCGUCGUUGAAAGACGGUCAAAUCAUAAGAAUGUGGCACUGUUUACACGGGCAACUCUCAGGAAGGUAAGGAAGAAGUUUGUGUGUUUCCAGUGAACAACAACCUCCUAAUAUCCAUUUAUGUUUAAAGGAAGACUCAUAGUCUUUUAUCAUACUUAAAUUUCGUUCACAUAAUACGUGACACUGUUUUCGCGGGCAACUAGGAGGAAGAUAAUGAAGAGAUUUGUGGGUUUCCAGUGAACAACAACUUUUUAAUAUCCAUUUAUGUCUCAAAGGAAGGCUCAAAGUCUUUUAUCAUACUUAAAUCUCGGUUACGUGUAUUGUUAUAAACUUUUAGCCAGUCUAUAUGGCGAGCGGCACUGGGUUAAUGUCUGUUUAAACGAUUUUCAUUCCCACCAAAACAAGUUCAUUUUUUUUAGGGGUUGCAAAAUUUUUUCCACUUCGUUCAAAGAACUGAGUGGAUUAACAAGACUUGGGAAUCAAUAACCAUGGUAGCUGUCAUUUAGAAGUGUUUGUGAUUAUGGAGAAUUUUUUUUAUUGAAAAUCUCUGGAAGGUAUUGACAUGGAUUCAAUAACUAGUCGAACUUAGUAAUCCAUAACGGCAUUCAUGAAAUUUGUCACAUCCAGAGUAUGAUUAGUAAUGAUUGUACUUGAAUAUGAAAGCAAUCUUCGCAGUAAUGAACACUACUUGAGUAGAAGUGAAAAUAAGAUUGAUUGUACUCAAAUAGAAUCAGUUUGUGUCGUGUUAUUUUAUUGAUGAUGAAAAUGGUGUAAGCUAUAAUCAAAAUAAUCAAAACCGCAAUUAAUAAAAAAAAAACUCUAAUUUUCCUAGCCAGCACAAAUAUGCGAUAAUUCAAUGUCUGUCCGAAUUUUUAAAAUUCUCUCAAAUCAAACCCUUGAAUGUUUGUAAGUUAUAACCAACUUGAAUCGGCGAAGCUUAGAUUUGAUAAAUUCUUCCUUUUUGUUAUCCAGAAAUGAGAUUAGAGCAGUUAAGACGGGGGUGUAUCGUUGAAUUUGUUUUCUUCAGGAAAUUGCGACAUACAACGAACUUGAAUUUUUCUUUGACAGAGUCGGAACAUUUUUUGAGUUUCUUCGGUUUGUCGAAAAUUGAAGUGAUCUGAUUGAUACUUCUCCUGUCUAGCUGCUACACAUUUCCUUUUAAAUUAGGUACGAGAUUUUGGUAACAAACAGAUCAAGGUAACAAUUUCUACCUGAUAAGUUUGAGUAUUCUCUUUACCUGUUUGCUGAAUAAUCUAUGGAUAUUUUAGGGAGAAGUUACAUUUUAAUCACUUUUGAAAGGGUUAAUGUAAGAGUCGAGAAAACUCGAAGAGGAAUGAGAACGGGUAAAACAUGAGAAAGUCGAAGUGGUUUGCCAAUGAAGAACCACAAAAAAUGUAGGAAAAUUUUUCCGUUAUACACAAUUAAGUGACGUGUCAUUUCUAAUCCACUUAUGAAUUCAUUGUUGUCUGUUCUUUUCAGGAGCCCGCUGUAAUUAUUAACCCUGUGCGAACUGUUGGCCGGGCGAGGAACAGACCAUGAGAAGACGCAGACCCAAUCAGUUAUCCAUUAAACCAGCGAAAGCUUAUAUCCUCGGGAAGGCUGGAGUUGGCAAAUCGGGUAAGUUAAGACCGAUGAUGAAAUCUCGUAAGCACAAUAAAUUAUUAUUGCACCUUGGAGCUGUUCUAUUGUUAAGAGAUAACAAGAGUGCUAAUUACCUCAGUAUCUAAGUGUUUGUUCCGUUGUGAUUGAUUUGCAGUGAAGAUCCAAACUACUUGAUUUUCAGAGUUGACAGUACUUCUUUUAGUGCAAUACCUCCAUACAAAACCUUGCAAAGAUUAAAAGUCGCUUCAAAACCACUCAAGUAUUUCGAUGCUGAGACUGAGGUCAGAUACAUGGAAAAACUGUGCGUUGUUUAAAUGCCAAAAUUGAGUCUGUGUGGUUUGAAAAAAUGUGUUUCGAAGCAGAUGGAGUUUUAUCUUUCGAUCGUUGUAGAAAUCUGUCAUUCUCAGUUCCUGUUGGACAAAAGUUCAGUCAAGUUAUUUUAUCAAAUGACAUUUGACACACUCUCUCUUUAGAAAUGAUCGUCUUUGUUUAAUCAAAACAAAUGAUUGAUUUCUUUUGAUCAAAGUCGAGUAGAUUAAAUUGAGUCCUCCAUUAUCAAACGCAGCUUCUCGAUUGUUCUUCGAAGUGUUGCCUCGUAACGUUGAGUCAUCACAAUAUUCAUGUGCCUUUAUACAAGCUUGUAUUAUUUUAUAGAGGUUUAUAGAGACUAUUUUGCGGGCUACAGAUAAAUUAAUUUAUUUCUCAAGGCGCAUAAAUCUGUUUUCAACAAAAUCAUUCACUCAAUUAUUUUCUGUUUCGAUCUGUUGAUCAAAGGUGUGAGAGGUCUUUAAAAAAUAUCUUUCCUCUGUUACUUUCACACCACAAAAAUUAUUCGCCCAAUUUUCAAGCGCUUGAAAUUUUAGCUCCUUUUCCUCCCUACCCAUGCUCUUCCGGUGAUUCUCAUCUUAAACUCUCUGCCGAGUCACGGAUAUGGGAAAUUAUUGUUACUAGUUUAAAUCUGAAGAGACUGUUUUUUUUAAUCAAAUAAACUACAUUUUUUUAUAGGUUGGAUGUUUGCAAUGUAUAAGAAUUUUUUUUCAUGUAUUCAAUGACAACUUUCUGUAUACAACAACUUUACGUAUACAAUUAUUCACUAACCAGUUUAACUGAUUUUUCCUCUAGCCCUGAUUGUGAGGUUUAUGACCAGGCGGUUUAUUGGAGAAUAUGCCCGAGCGAUAGGUAGGUGGAUAAUUUAUAUAAACAAGGGAAUAGCCGGAUUAGAACACUUAUUCGUAAAAAGGCUUGUUUACUCGCACCAGUCUCUUUGCCGCUAUUAUUGCGCCGUUUACUAUUUCCGCGCCCCGCCUCACUAACUGAACGCUGGGAACUAGCUAAGACAUUGGAUUUUAUCUUACUUAGAGUAAAGAAGUUACGUCAAAAUCGAAUUAUCGCCGGCAGGUCGCAAUCGUAUUAGCAACUGAUUGACAAUAAUUGACGUCGUUCUUUUCUCAGAGGGAACCUACAGGCAUCAUGUUGAAACAGACAAUGAAGAAGUAGAGUUGGAGAUCGCGGAUACUGCAGGAGAGGUACGUUGUCAUUUGUGUUUUAGAUACAUUUAAAUGCAUUUAAACUAGUUUUAAUAGAAAUAUUGAGUUACCAGUCAUAGGCUGAAUGAUCAGCCGCCAGUCAGAAAAUGAGCCCACGCUUCUCUCUCAAACGAGGUUCGAAGACUGAACUCGACAAAACGUCGGAAAUCUGGGCAACUCGAGUCAGCGAAAAGGGCAAAAAUGAAAAGCUUUAUAAUAGCAAUGCAAGUUACGACAGUAAGUUUUUGUGAAGCUAACCCUGUGCUUUUCUGCUUUCAGAACACGGCUGAGAAGCUAACUCUCAUUUCUCGUCAAGGCGACAUUUUCAUCAUUUUGUAUUCCAUCACCGAUCGUUCCAGUUUUGAAGAAGCAAAGCGCAUUGCUCGUUUCAUAAAGGACAGUACCGCAGAUUCCGUUGCCAUAGCAAUCGUUGCCAACAAGUGUGAUCUUGAACAUUUUCGGCGAGUUAAAUAUGAAGAGGGGAAAAGUCUGUCGAUGGAACUGAAUUGCGCUUUUCAUGAAGUUACUACAUCAGAAGACAAUAAGCAGGCCAGAGAAGUUGUACAGAAGUCAGUGUCAAGUUUUAUUCGAAGUCGUGAAAAAGUGAAAGAUUCUGGAAAUUUGAAAGUACCUUCAUUUGUAAAAAGGACUCCUUCGUUCGAGAAGAGCGAGAAAAAGAAGAGGUUAGGACGUUUUUCUCAAGACAGUUCCAAGACACUGUCCCGACCGUUUGAAUUUCAUACACGAAUGAGGCGGAUUGAAGAGGGAGAUGGUGAGGAUUACAAAGUAAACAACAACAACAACAACAAUAACAAUCGUACAUUCAAUGCGUUUGAUGGUAAAAAUAAUGACGGUGGGAAUAAAAAGGAUGCACUGUCCGGUGAAGCUAAAAACCGCACUCAAGGACCGUUUCACGUGGAAAAGGUGAAGAGCGUAACUUCGAAGAAGCUUCACUCACACACCGAAAAGACGGAUGAUUCGUUCAACGAAGACAAACCUAAAGUACCUUUUACUGUUCAUAAAGUUAAAGGUUCCUCCGCUGGCGAAUUGAAGCGGCCUCUUCCUGCCGAUAAAUUACGAUCUCGCUCAUCGUAUAAUUGGACUGAAAAUUCGGUUUCCGAAGAGAAGCCGAAGCAAUCUUCGAGAGGACCAUUUUCAUUGGACAGACUUCGGAGUCAGUCGACUGAAAAGCUUCGGGCGUCUUCGUCGAGUGAUCGGCCGAAGUCCAGUACUUCUUCGUUCACUCGUAUGAAAGAUGGACUGAUGGGCAGAACGAAGGCCUUACGAAGAAAACCCAUCUAUCUAUGAUAUCACAAGCACAAAUUUGCGUGGGAAUCCGUGUGUCCCUAUGUAGCCAGGCCGCGCGCCAUUCUAGCGUUUCCAUCUUGACAACUGGAAACCAGCCGAAGCAGUCUGAGCAGAUUUUAAAAGAUUGAAUUACGCAUCUAGAAAGAUUUACUUGACGAACACGAGAAACAAGUCAUUUAUAGAAAGAAAUUAUUAUUAUUAUUAUUGUCAUAUGAAAUUAAAUUCUUACUAGAGCAAAAUCUAAUUUAUACAGUUUUGUUUUAGAGCUCGUAAAAUUUAAAUUCUCCUCCAAGAGGGUUGUAGAGCGAUGACCUUUGACAUUUGCAAUUUUCGCUCAAAACACGACCAAAUUUCUUUCCCAACAUCAAAAUCGGGGUAAGAUGAAUCUUCUAUUUUUAAAUCUUUUUUUAGGAUUUAUCUUGUAGCAUUAAUGAACCAUGAUAUAUGUUUUCUACUGUGAAGUUUAAUAUUCACUCUCAAUUUUUUCCAAAUUAUCUGAAAAAUAAAUUCAGUUACGCUUGUGUUGAACAAAUCAAAUGACACUAGAGAUUCCUCAGGUCUGCCGCGUGAUCUUUUGAAAACUGGAAACUUAAAUACUUCGGGGUUUGAAAAUUAAUAACUAAAAGUACUUAACUAACUCAAAUGGCAGGUU